This is a messenger RNA of Pseudopodoces humilis (Tibetan ground-tit), 3469 nucleotides long. It is a transcript of the gene ABHD5, whose product is annotated as abhydrolase domain containing 5, lysophosphatidic acid acyltransferase. The record is from RefSeq and is a predicted model, not a curated record. NCBI's taxonomy places the organism in Eukaryota, Metazoa, Chordata, Aves, Passeriformes, Paridae. Gene Ontology annotation, biological process: negative regulation of triglyceride storage; phosphatidic acid biosynthetic process; positive regulation of triglyceride catabolic process. Gene Ontology annotation, molecular function: carboxylic ester hydrolase activity; lysophosphatidic acid acyltransferase activity. Gene Ontology annotation, cellular component: lipid droplet; mitochondrion.
GCCACCGCCACCGCCGCCCUUCCGCCGCUGUCAGCUCCCGAACACCGCGCCGCCGCCAUGGCCGAGGAGGAGGCUCCCAGCGAAGGGUUAUUACCUGUAGACUAGAAAUUUUAGUAACCAAAUAUAGAAUUUGGUCUGAAAACUUGGUUGUGUUGGUGGUGGAAGAAAACAUCCUAUGUACCUCUUAAGUUUUGUGUAAGCUACUGCUGAUGCUGAGGAAAAUGCAGAAAGCAUCCAGUAAAAAGGAGAUAAAAUGACUUUCCACAGAUCAUGACAACUAGGUCUGCAGUGCUGGGGAGAUGCCUCCAUUGAAUGAUGUCAAGCUUCCUACAUCUUGUUUGGAUGGUUAUUCAGCUGGCUUCCUGCCUGGUGUCCCACAUCACUGCUACACCUUAAAGAGGCUGAGGACAAAAUGCUAAAAUGUAUUGCAAGCAUAUACAAUAAACGAUAUGUGUAUAUCUCCAAUGGAAAUAAAAUAUGGACUCUGACGUUCUCUGCAGACCUUUCAAAUAAAACUCCCCUUGUUCUCCUGCAUGGGUUUGGAGGAGGUGUUGGACUGUGGGCUCUCAACUUUGAAGAUCUCUGUGGGAACAGGACCGUUCAUGCUUUCGACCUCUUGGGAUUUGGACGUAGCAGUAGACCACACUUUGACACUGAUGCUCGGGAAGCUGAAAAUCAGUUUGUGGAAUCCAUAGAAGAAUGGAGAAAGGAGGUGGGACUAGAAAAGAUGAUUUUGCUUGGACACAACCUAGGUGGAUUCCUGGCUGCUGCUUACUCCUUAAAAUAUCCAUCAAGGGUCAAGCAUCUUAUCUUAGUGGAGCCAUGGGGUUUUCCAGAGAGGCCUGACAAUGCUGAACACGAAAGACCAAUUCCAAUCUGGAUCAAAGCACUAGGAGCUAUAUUGAGUCCAUUUAAUCCAUUAGCUGGGCUAAGAAUAGCAGGACCCUUUGGAUUAAGCCUUGUUCAACGUUUAAGACCAGAUUUCAAGCGAAAAUAUUCAUCAAUGUUUGAUGAUAACACUGUGGCUGAAUAUAUCUAUCAUUGCAAUGUACAGUCACCCAGCGGUGAAACAGCUUUCAAGAACAUGACAAUUCCUUAUGGAUGGGCAAAAAGACCAAUGCUGCAACGGAUUUCACAAAUGGAUCGAGACAUUCCUAUCACGGUGGUGUAUGGAGCACGUUCCUGUAUAGAUGGUAAUUCUGGCAGCACUAUCCAGUCUCUGAGACCAAAUUCCUAUGUGAAGACAAUAGCUAUCCUUGGUGCAGGUCAUUAUGUGUACGCUGAUCAACCUGAAGACUUCAAUGAGAAAGUGAAAGACAUCUGUGACUCUGUGGACUGAAUGUCCUCUGUUCUUUACAAAGUCAUAGAUAGCAUUUAAUGGCAGUACUCUCUAGGAAAUCACUAAAGAAUACAGAGCUAAUGGAACAGGCUCUGUUUGCACACUGUUUCUUCUAAGAAGCCAUUUGCACACUUAAACCACUGAGUGCCUAUUUUUGAGGGGAAUGAAGAGGUUUGAAGCUAACUUUGUACAGCUUUUUUUUAAUUGUCCUGUCAGAUACAAAAUUACGUGUGACUUUUGAAACUGGAAUUUUCUUCAAAAUUUAAUUGAACUUUGCACAUGUUGAACUCUCUAAAAAUGCUGAAAUUUACAACAUGGAGAACUGUAUCAGUAGAGAUACAAUGUACAAAAUGCAAUUUGGUUUCUUUAUGGAUGUUUGUACUUUUUAGCUGAUGUUUCAUAGCAAGAAUAUGAAACUGCAUAUGUAUUUUUAUUUUUGGAACCCAGAACUCCAUACACAAUAUUUUAAGAAGGUUUGUUUUCUAAUUGGAGUGGUAACAGUUUAUGAAACUGGUUUUGGGAAAGGGAUGGGACCAAAAUAAUGAGCAGUGUGUGUCACUGAAAUAUGUUUGUUACUUCAUAAGAAAUUUGGGCUCAAUAUUAGGAAAUCUAUCUUCUGUUAGAUUUUAUUUCCAUUUAUCUCAAGGCAUCCUUUUCCAUCUGUGCAACUUUUACGGAAGACUCAGUUUCUAAGAGUCAAUGAUGUCACCAGCACUCAUGCUUCCAUAAAUAUUCUGAUGUGUAGAUUUCUGUGAUUUAAAAUACAGAAGAUGGCUUGUUACUCCACCUAUUUUUAACACUUUACUGCAAGAUUUGUUACUAGUCUAAAUAUAACAAUUGUGGAUAAGAUGGUAAGAUUUUAAUUAGGGCUAGGAGAUAUCCACCUGUAUAGUGAGCAGAUUUCCCAUUUUUUUCAGUAGAAAGCCUGGUCCAUAUUUUAGUGAAUUCAAGCUGAAGGAGAGGCAGAGGCAGAAUAUUGAUGUUCUCUAAUUGGGAACUACAACAGCUUAAUGUAUUUUAUUUAACAUUCAGCCUCCUUAUAGGAAGGAUUACUAUUGGAAUGAACAAUACCACUGUAAUGAAGUACAAUUACAUGUUUUUGAAGAUUUUUUUAAUAUAUUUUAAUUGAGUAUUUCAAUAUCAGAGAUAGUGCAGUCUCUGCUACUUUUUGAAUUAUAGUUUGAUGUUAGUACUUCACUUGCCUAGUAAAUGACAUUAAGAAAAAUACUUUGUCACUUUAAAGCCAAAUAAUGGGGUGGUUUGUUUUUUAACAAGUUUACAUAAAACUAUUGAUCUGGUUUUGAAUAUUCAAUUGACUACUGAAGAGUUCUUGAUACUUUUAUAAAAAAAGAAUUUGAAUUAAUGACUACACCAUCUUAAAGCUUGAAUUACGUGCAUUUUUUCCCCAAAUUAAGGAAUUGUUGAACAUGUUUAUUUUGUGGAAGGCAAAGAUACCUAAAAUAUUCAGGACAUAAUGUGAUUAUGUUCCCCAGCAGAACAUAAUCUCCCUUACUGAAGGAGAUAUUUAUCUAUAUGGUGCUAUGUAAACAUCAGACAGUUUUUGUGACUGCCUUGAUUGGUAGCACUUCAUAUCUAGCAAGAUAAAUAUUUUAAUUAAAAAUAAGUAUUGAAUUAAAUUACCUUUUCAAUUAGCAGAUGCCAGAACUGUAAAACAAAAUUUUGGGUUAUUUGCUAAAAUUGUAAGUUGAAAAUGAAAAAUCAGAAUUAUCAAUUCCAUUUUUUAAUAUAAGCUAUAAAUUAUAAGUCAUGCCACCAUUUAGGUGGAUGCCUUCAGCCUAUUGGUUAUUUUUCACCCUUUUCAGUGUCUUAUUUUGUAUUUAUCAACUUAAACAGCUAUUUUAGUUGUGCAUAAAAACCUAAUGCAAAAUAAAUUUUGAGGUUCCUCCAAAUAAUAAAAGGUGAAACAAACUAUUGGUACUUUCAGAUAGCACUUACUGAUGGGAACUGUAGAUUCUGCAUCAAAAGCUGGAAAUAGGAAUAAAAAUUGCACGCUGGAUGUGAAUAUUGUUUUAAAUAUCCCUUGCUUUUUCUGCUUAUUGUACUAAUAAGACUUAUUGCUUAUGUUUUGCACAAUAAAAAAAUUAAAAUGUUAUAUUUGAUUAAUGUUAA